Tribolium castaneum (red flour beetle) is the source of this 5937-nucleotide messenger RNA. RefSeq names its product capicua (gene cic). Lineage: Eukaryota; Metazoa; Arthropoda; Insecta; Coleoptera; Tenebrionidae. The transcript is spliced from 12 exons. Gene Ontology annotation, molecular function: DNA-binding transcription factor activity, RNA polymerase II-specific; RNA polymerase II transcription regulatory region sequence-specific DNA binding. Gene Ontology annotation, biological process: regulation of transcription by RNA polymerase II. The coding region runs from base 961 to 4956 and encodes 1331 amino acids. Gene Ontology annotation, cellular component: nucleus. The record is from RefSeq and is a predicted model, not a curated record.
UUAUACAAGCAUCUGGUGAUGGACCACGAACCCGGUCCCCGAUUUUAAUGAAUUUCAAUUUUUGUAGUGUAACUACAAGCAACUAAUUGGCAAUAAAGCGUGUUAUUUAUACCAACAUUCAUUCAUUUCGUUAUUGAUUGGGGAAAACAAGUGCGGACCUGUUUCCAGGCCCAAAUUCGGAUUUUUUGUGUUCGAUUGUUGGCAAUAGAUACGUGACUAGGGUCACACCAGACGAAGUCACGAAUUUUUGCCGAAAGUGAGUGUAAAUCUGAAAUUGUUUUUGAUAAAUGGAAAUUGGCGCCUCUUCCGAAAUGACAAGAUCGUUCGGCGACAAUCGAGUGGCCUUGGCUUGUUGUUGUUUGUUGAAUUUCGGUGGGCUGUGGUGGCACACUUGGGAGUGAUUUUUGACUUUUGACAGCUGGGUCCUUUUGGAAAAUUCGGGGAUUUGAGGUGUAAUCCACGCUGAGUUGUGUAAACCGAGCUUUGUUUUAUCUCCUUGGGCAGCGCUGGUACGCAUGAACCUGCCAGGGGGGCGAGGGGCAGGAAGGGGAGUGUUCUGUUUCUGUGUCUGAGUUUGUGGGUGUCGCGAAAAGUUGUGAUCGUAUGAAACAAAACGUUAGGUAAUAGGAAGAGACGAACUUUUGCCGAAUCCUAAUAAUAGAGAAUCUCCAAGCCGGAGUGUGUUCGCUGUGGUGGCAUCUACACGUGUUGAUCGGGCAUCAGCUCCAUGACGGCUAAAUAUAUUUAUUUACUAUGCAGUAGUAUAAUAGCAUCCAUUCAUAAACCAGUUGUUGUCUCCGGAAUUGGCCAAUGUCAAAAGUUGACGUCUUCAUAAAUGAUGCACACGGGAGCUAUGUUGACAAAUAGAAGGUACAAUGCGAACGCCUCGGGAAAACCGUUCCGAACUUACUCAUAACGAACUGCGAGCCUAGCCACAGCCACACCAUUCAAUCCAGCAAAAUGGAUAUGGGUGUCCGAAAACUGCCGAAAAAACGAAAAUUUGACCCCUCCGAACUGGAGGAAAACACGACUGCUUCGUACAUUCCUGUGUCUGUUGUUCAAAGUGCACCGCAAGCCACAGCCGUCGAUUACUCCUGCCCUACCAAUAAGCAAAACACCGUCGAUCUCAGCGAGUGGUGCGACCACAGGGUGCUCGCCAAGCAGGGCGACUGGUACUACCCUGGGGUCAUCAGGGAGGCCCGAGGAAGCAAUAUAACCGUGGAGCUGGACGGCAAGGAGGAGAAGCUGGUGCACUUCACCAACGUGUUUGAUAACGAGUGUUACAACGUGAUAGGGGACGCGAGUCCGUCCAAGAACGAGGUGACGCUCGGGGCGCGCGUUUGCGUCCGUCAGAACCAGCAACAAAUGUUCGUGGAGGGUGUGGUAUUUAACAUUUGUAACGAGGGACAAGUCGUGCGUUUCGUGGUGGCCGUAAUCGGCGAAAAACAGUUGAAAAUAACGGUGAAACGGUCAGAACUGCGCCUUUUGCGCCCUCCAUGGUACGAUGAGCUCGUGGAGCCUUUGAUCCAGGAGUCCAUAACGCCGAAAUUGGAGUACUUUGCAAACACGACGGUGUCGCCCCACACACCGGUUUCCGCAUGCACUCCCCAAUCGAACGGUCGCAACUAUGACGACUACUGCGAGAGCGAAGAAGACGAGUUGCGAAGAGGUGAUAUUACGUUUAAUUCCGAGGUAGACGCUAAGCUUUCAGGGAGUUCGAAGCGGAGUAGUAUGCAUAGUAGAGGAAGCUCCUCCAGUAGUAUAACUCCCCGAUCUCAGCCGACCACUCCGCGGAGCCAAGCCACGACCCCUCACAAGUAUAAGAAAGGCGACGUGGUGUCGAACCCAAACGGCAUACGCAAAAAGUUCAACGGGAAACAGUGGAGGAGGUUGUGUUCGAAAGACGGUUGUACGAAAGAAUCUCAAAGGCGGGGGUACUGUUCAAGGCAUCUUAGCCUCAAAGGUAAUAGCCUUCGAAGUGGUCCCGCGUUUCCGCGUUCUAAUAGCAAAGCAGAUGGUGAGGAUACUUCCAGAGAUUCGGAAACUUCGCCGAAUUGUAACGAUCGAAGGAUCACCGGACGGUUCGACCAAGAGGAAACUGACGCGGCCAAUAUGUUAGUUUCUUUAGGUAGUUCGCGAUCGGCCACUCCGGCCUAUUCGCCCAAUCACCAAGGCUCAUCGCCUCAUACAAUGCAAUCACCGAUCACAGUCGGGUCCCGACAAAACGUUUUCAUGCCUAUUAUCAGUCCAGGCUUGCAAAAAAUCAACUCGCCGGGGCCACAAGGAUACAACACGGCAUAUCACCAACCCCUACCUUUAAGACCCGAGUCAGUUCGGCCGAUCCAGGGCGUGCCAAGUGUCAUUCGACUGACCUCCAGUCCUCGUCAGUGGGGUCCUAACUCGACCGACCACCAACAAGGCGUGAUUCUGCAGCAGGCUUUGACGACAAACCCACCUGUAGAAACCGAAAACGCCCAAAUCCAAUCAGGAACUGUUCUAAUGCAUUCAACUAAUGCAAGUCUACUACCAGUUAUAGUCAAUCCAACUCAGCUGUUACCUGUUUUGCCUUCUGCAUCACAGUCCGUUGUAAAAAAGGUGAUCCCUAGCGGCACCGUGCCCCAGCCCACGCCGCCAGUGAUCGUCAAAACGGAGCAAGUUGCGUCGAAUUUGCAACAGAACCACAAGGACCCAGUGAUCCAUCACGCGCCGCAGCCGCGCAUUUCCGUUCAGUCGCACACCGCGACCUCGCCCCAGUUCACCCAAACGCCUCCGCGGCCUGUGGCCCCCCAGCCGAAGAUCUCGACGAAUUCCCAAUCAGCCUUCGUAAUCCCCUGGCACUCGAUCGUUCCGAUUUUGACCGCUUGUCCUGAAUCCAACUCGCCGCCCCCUUCCGAGCUCUCGCCCCCGUUAUCAGCGCCCCCUGUUCCCAUCUCAGCGACGAAAAUGGACGUACCUGAUGACGACGCCGAAGAACUGAUUCCAAUUCCGGCCGAAGAAGACGACGAUGUUUUCGAAAAUGAACCAACGGAUGCGAGUUUGAACGAAAAUUCGACGAGCAAACGGCGGACGCAGUCACUGAGCUCGCUACAGACCCCGAAGGAUAAUAAUUUGGUCAAGAAUAAGGACCGGAUUCGGCGGCCUAUGAAUGCUUUCAUGAUUUUUUCGAAACGACAUCGGGCUUUGGUCCAUCAGAGGCACCCUAAUCAGGACAACAGGACCGUUUCGAAGAUUUUGGGCGAGUGGUGGUACGCCCUAGGCCCGGAACAGAAGCGGAAGUACCACGAGUUGGCGUCGGAGGUCAAGGAGGCACACUUCAAGGCGCAUCCGGAGUGGAAAUGGUGCAACAAGGACCGCCGGAAAUCGUCAACCGGUUCAACUCGCAGCAAGUUGAGUUCGACCGGUGACAGUGCCGAAGUGGGCGAAGUCCCGAUGAGCCCCCAGCCGUUGAACUCUCCGGCGCCUUUGGCGGAGCCCCCUCGCCAAAUCCUCCCAGACAACCCUGGGGACGUCUCCGACGACGACCAGAUGGUCAUAAUCGAGGAGCCGGGAACCGUCGAAAUCGACUUGAAAUGCAAAGAAAAAGUAACCGAUUCGGACUCUGAAUCGCAGAGCGAUUUGGAAGGAGGCGAGAACCGCUUCUCGCAGCAGCGUUUCAGUCCCGUGUCCAAAACCGGCACGGACGUCACCUACAGGCCUAAACCGAUCAAAGCAAUAAUGCCAACCUCGGACAGCUCGAUCAAGUACAGCCCGGUUGCGAGUUCGAGUAGUUUGGGUUUUCACUACUCGCCGGUGAAUCCCUCGGGAGUUACCGGUUUCCAGCCCACAGGGGGCGCUUUCAAGCAAGCACCGCAGGCCAAAUCAGUGAUUCAGAUCGGCGAUAGUCAUCAGAAUAGUCAAUUUGGGAGUCAACAACCGGUCACAGUUGCGAUUUUUACGGGACAGUCGGUUUGUUUGUCGAAUGAUACGGAGCGUUCGCAACCGGUGGUUGUGGUCGCGUCAACGCCGUCAGAACAACCUGUACAGUAUGUUUACAUGCCGCCACCGUUCACUGUUUCGGAUUCGAACGGACGGAACUUGUCUGUUCCGGUGCAACUGGUUUCGAAAACUUCCUCACAGGCCGAUGGCGGCAAAAAGGAGUUCAAGCUCGCGCCCACUCCGGCGCAGUUGGGCAAAGCACCGCUACAAAGGCGACAAUCGAUGGCUCCGACAACUUCAAAUAACACAGCGCAAGUCACAAGUGAACCGUCGGUCCCUUUGCCACCACCUCCCACCAGUGAGAGCUCAACGCAAGACUGCCUUGUGUCCCCAAUCCCGAAAAAGAGCCUUUUUAAACGGAACAAAGAAGACGGAAUGGAUAAGGUUUUGGAUCAAGUCAACUUUGAGAAAAAAUUCUGUUCCUUGCCUCAAUUUAAACCAGAAGAAUGUCAAUCACCAAGUGCUAUUUCGUCCUCAAGCCCUGGUCUUUUCGCAUACAAGAAACGAAACCUUAGCUUGACGAAUAGAUCGUCAGUCGAUGAGGAAUCCGAAAGCGAAACGCCCCAAUCCGUGCCCAAAUCUUCAUCGUCUCUGAAGCCAGCCGUGUUCUUCGGGCCUGACUUCAACGUCGACAACGUUCGAGAGAUGAACGAGAUGGGGGAGGGCAGCUCCCCACGGACGCCGCGCACGCCCGGGACGUCGAAGGAGUCCGAGAAGGGGCACCGAAAGAUUCUGGAGCAGCGUCGGCAGUUAGUGAUGCAGUUGUUCCACGAACACACGUAUUUUCCGUCUGCGCAAGCGACGUCGAACUUUCAGUCGCAGCAUUCAGAUAUAUUUCCGAGCAAAGCGAGUUUGCAGUUGAAAAUUCGUGAAGUAAGACAAAAAGUCAUGGCGCGAAACAAUUCAACUCCGCACAGUGCAAAUAGUCAAAGUAGUCCAGUCACUCCAGCAGAACCCUUAAAUGUAUCCUCUAGUAGUUAGCUAGUAAUGUGCAAUAACGUGUUGUCUUCCUUCUCAUAUAUUAUCGUGAAGUUAACUGAGGAGAACGGUUAGUGAAUCCCUCUCUCGAGAGAAACGAACAGUUGUUGGCGUAGUGCAAUUAUUGUGAAUCCAUGUCAUUUGUAUUCAUUUUAUAUAAUUUAUUGUAUCGAAAUUUUAUUAAGUGUACACUUGUAAUUGUAAAUCCCACGAUUGCCAUGUAAAAUGUUAUCAGAUAUUAAAUCACUAUUUUUAAAAUUUAUUUGGCCCAAGUCGUCAAGUGCACCUUCAAUGUUCCAAUUGUUAUUGUUGCGAUGACUGGAGUGUAUAAUGUUUAUGAUCACAGUUGCACUUUCUCGGCACUAAACGUUGCCAUAUCGAUGUUACGUUUCCACCAGAAAGGUGCUGUUUCGUUAGUUUCCUGGUGCUCAAUAGUUUUAGCACUUGACUGUAUCACGACUGGCCUAUAUGUGCAGACGGAAUUGCAUUGUUUCAGUUUUAAUGAAGGCUGCAAAUAUGGGUUGGUUUAAUUUAAGAAUUAAGUUCGCCUUUUGCAAUACUUGAGCUUUUCAAAUUUACUUGUAUUAUUUAGUAUUGUUAAAUAUAUUUUUUAAUUUUCCAAAUAUAGAGUUCUUUAAAUUAUUCAUUAUGGCUUUAAAUACGUAAAACCUGUUCAUUGAUAAGUGUAGCAUUUUGUAACUAAUGAUCUCUAUAGUGAAUCUUUGUGUAUUCAGCUGUACUUCGCAGGUUGUCAAUUUUAAGACUAACGUAACGUUAAAAUUCGCAACUUGUUUAGGAAAUAGUGAAGCUAGACCGCUUGGAUUAUUUUUCUAGGUAUAAUUAAUUUUGAUCUCAGUUAACGUUUUCCAUGUGAAUAUUAUUUCAAUUCCUAAGUAGGUAGUACGUAUUCACAGACCUAUAAAUACAUAGAUAUAUAUUAUAUACAUUGUGAUUUAUAACAAAAUAAAGUCAAGUUGAAAAUGA